Molecule: messenger RNA, 2067 nt
Organism: Malassezia restricta
Lineage: Eukaryota; Fungi; Basidiomycota; Malasseziomycetes; Malasseziales; Malasseziaceae
Product: nulp1-pending protein
Exons: 1
Coding region: 1-2067 (688 amino acids)
Biological process (GO): ribosome-associated ubiquitin-dependent protein catabolic process; rescue of stalled cytosolic ribosome
Cellular component (GO): RQC complex
Source: RefSeq, a predicted model, not a curated record
AUGAGCCGCCGGCUGCAUCGAAGGCAACAGCGGCAGUUGGAGGAACUGGGUGAGCUCCAACAUGCUCUUUCUGGGAAAGAGGAUGCAAAUUCCGAACAAGGAAAUAAUUUACAUGAGUCGCGAAGUACGGCUUCAUCCGCGUUUGCUGCGCUAUCUUUGGAAGAGCCGGUCGAUCACGGGCAAGAGAACGCAGACGACUUUGAUGAUGGCGAUAAAACUGUUAUGCACACUCAAAGUAGCAGGAAUAAGUCGAAAAAGAACAACAAGAAAAAGAAGAAAGGCUCAGGCCAACCGCAUUCAACGCAUGUCGACGAUAUCUCGUUGGAAGAAAUGUCGGACGUGAUUGCCAAAUCGACGAAGCAAUUCAAGGUGACACUGAAUACAGCGCCAGAUUCGGGUGUGGCAGAUACAGCAUGCAAACAUGCCCCAUCAUUGGUGCUGCGAGCGUUACUCGCUCUCGACGCCUCUCACUUGGAUCCAGCUCACGAACUUCGGCGCCAGUUCGGUGCUUCGGCUAUCAAAGCAUAUGAGCGUGAAAAAGGCAGUACCACCACGUCUAGCCGCACUGGUGCAAGAAGUCGUGAUAAUCGCGGCGCUCACUUUAAUUCGAACAUGCGCGUGCGCACUGUGCUAACGACGCCCAAACCAACGUGGCCUGAUUUGAACCGCUCCUUUGUCGGCAUGUCUAUGUCAGCGGACGAGCGUGAUCAGGGUGUGCGUGUGUACAGCUGGGAACAUAGCCGUGCGUACAAGCAGGCCCAAUUCCAGUUCUCUCAGGCUGUUGCGUCCUUUGACACGCAAUCUCUUGUGGCGCUCUUGCGCGUAUUUCCGUGGCACGUUGAUACGCUACUGCAGCUGUCUGCUGUCUCGCGAUACCAAGGAGACCUGGGGCAAGCAUCUGACUUUAUUGAUCGUGCUUUGUUUGCUAUGGAGCGAUCCGCUGCUUCAACAUUCGUGUCGGGCCUGACAUCGCAAACGGGUCCGCCUAUGUGUGAUUUUCUGCGCGCAGAAAAUAGGGCCUUCUGGCUUGCCAUCCACAGAAAUAUUGACUUGUAUGGCCGCAAGGGUACGUGGCGCACGGCCCUAGAAUGGUGCAAGCUUUUGUUUGCUCUAGAUACCUCGGAUCCACACGGCAUUUUAUUAUGGAUGGAUUUCUUGGCCAUCAAAAGUCGUCAGGAAAAGUGGCUUUUGGAACUGACAGACGUGCUACAUGAGCUUCACGGCAUAUUAGACUGGAGCGUUGGCCUCUCAUACGCGCGCACCUUGGCACUCCGGGCUAUAGGGGCGAGCCAAGCUGACCAGGCCUUAGCCUCCGCCAUAAUCCGCCAUCCGCAUGCAGCUAUUUUGCUGGCAGACAAGCUGCAGGUUGACGUGCCUCCCGAUGUGGUGCGUGCAUUCCCCAUGCACGGGGCAUAUACAUCCACGCAUCCUGCCUUGAACGAACUUCUGGCCCAUUUGUAUGUGCAUCGCUCGCUGAGUGUGUGGAAAGAAGCUCAUACGCUGGCGUGGUUCCGAGAGGUGGCCACGCAGACAUGGCCGUCGCUCGAUGCAAGUGCUUAUCGCGAAUCUCUCCCUGAGAGUUCAACACAGAUGGGCGUGUACCGCCACCUCGUUGUAGCUGACUUGCCUGAGGCACAACAACGACAGCUUUUGCGAUAUGUGCCACCCGAGGUGCGGAACCCGCCCGGUGGUAUUGACACGUUUGAUCCGCUCCCACCCAGCAAUGGCUCACGCUUCGACGAGGCAUACUAUGGUAGUGUCUUGCCGGCCAUGACGCAGCGUGGCGGAGGACCCCACACUGGCCUGUGGGAACUAUUACAGCGUCUGCAGAAUCUCGGUGUGCACGACGUGCAAGAGCUGCUCGAGCAUGUUGAUGAUCGAACACGCGACAUGCUGAUGCAGGUAGUCGAACCAGUCUCGGCAGACGAGGCAGAGGAUGAAGCGGCUACGUCGAUGAACGACAUUGACGGCGUGGAUGACGAGAUCUCAGAAGACGAUGCGGGUCACGCGUCAGGCGAUCAACCUAGCCUUUUGCAGCGGGCGUGGAAUGCGCUAUGGGGAACCUAG